AUGACUUUCUCAUUCUCUUUCACUGGAGACGACAUAGAGGAUGACGGAACCACCCAAAUGCCGGCUGCCCCACCGGCUUCAACGACAAAGAGCACUCUUACCUCGACAGCCGGAGCAUUCCCAGUCCAGGGCAAGCCCCUCCUACCCCCGACUUAUCAUUCUUUGGAUGACAUCUUAUCUUGCCAGCCUUCCAAGAUUGCCUUCAGCUUACUUGAUGUCACACUCCCAGAUGGUCGUACACUGCAGCUCCCACGACGAGAACUCUGGGAUGUUCGUGUGCAGUUGAUGGCUGAAGAAGAUGGCGAUAAUCCCAAUGCUGAAGCAGAGGCUGGCUUGGGGCAACAUGAUGUCAAAACUGGAAUUUAUGAAGGAGGGUUUAAGAGCUGGGAGAGCAGCGUCGAUCUGGUGAAGGUCCUUGCGUCUGGAGGAUUGGAGGAGGGACUCCUUGCCCGUGAGCCCUGCAUCUUGAUUGAGCUUGGAUGCGGGACAGCUCUGCCUUCCCUUGCCCUUUUCCAGUGGGCGCUGGCUGGGAAGGCCAAGUCAGAGCAACAGCAGCCAUUGGUGUUGACGCUCGCAGAUUACAACCCGACUGUGCUCUAUCUGGUCACUUUACCAAAUAUGCUUCUCUCUUGGGCAUUGCAAAGAAAAGAGGACCCUGUGAUAAGAAAGGCUUUCACACCCGAUGGCGAAUUAGAGUUGAUACCGGAAGUUAUUGAGGCCUUUAAACAGACUCUGAUCAACAACCGGAUCACGCUCUCCUUCCUCUCAGGUGGCUGGUCUCCAGAGUUUGUUGACCUGCUGUAUAGUCCAGCAGUGGGAUUCUCGCAGCUUCCGGACUCCACAAAGACGUUGGUGCUUGGAUCGGAGACCAUAUAUUCACCGUUUGCUUUGGAAAACUUCAGCACUACCCUCCUCUCCAUCCUUGAAAACGAACGUCGCGACAGGCCAAAUGGAAAGGCCAAGGCAUUGGUUGCUGCGAAAAGACUUUACUUCGGUGUUGGGGGUUCGCUGGACGAUUUUAUCGAGAAGAUGAGAGGCUUCGGCACUUCAGUUAGCACUGUGUUUGAAGAAACACAGGGAGUCAGUCGAGGGGUAGUCGAAUGCCUUCUUCCCUGA
Messenger RNA from Thermochaetoides thermophila DSM 1495, 1116 nucleotides. RefSeq names its product S-adenosylmethionine-dependent methyltransferase-like protein. The record is from RefSeq and is a predicted model, not a curated record. The coding region runs from base 1 to 1116 and encodes 371 amino acids. Lineage: Eukaryota; Fungi; Ascomycota; Sordariomycetes; Sordariales; Chaetomiaceae. The transcript is spliced from 2 exons. Gene Ontology annotation, molecular function: protein-L-histidine N-tele-methyltransferase activity. Gene Ontology annotation, biological process: peptidyl-histidine methylation, to form tele-methylhistidine.